Cavia porcellus (domestic guinea pig) is the source of this 1061-nucleotide messenger RNA. It is a transcript of the gene Hapstr2, whose product is annotated as HUWE1 associated protein modifying stress responses 2. The record is from RefSeq and is a predicted model, not a curated record. The transcript has a single exon. The coding region runs from base 98 to 937 and encodes 279 amino acids. NCBI's taxonomy places the organism in Eukaryota, Metazoa, Chordata, Mammalia, Rodentia, Caviidae.
CGGCGGUUGCAGGGGCGGCUGCGGGCACGGUAGCAGGAGGGGCGCCGGGAGUGAGGUGAGGCGCGCGGCCCAGAGCAGCAGCAGGAGGCGCAGGAGGAUGGAGGGACCGCCGCCGGAGGGAGACGCCGAAGUCUCCGAGCCCUGGUUGUCCAAGUGGGAGCGCCAGUGCCUGGCCGAGGCCGAGGCCGAGCAGGGCGAGACGCUGCCCCCGGAGCAGCAGGCGGAGGCGACCGCCGAGGCUGAGGGGAUCCGCGGCGAGCUGCAGCGGGUGUGGCACCUCUUCCAGCUCGCCGCCAACGCCGUGGCCCAGCUCUACCAGGACUCGGAGUGCCAGCAGCCGGAACAGUCCGUGUGGGACCCCUUCCAGAGGGCUGCCAUGGCCGUGACCGACCUGUACAAGGAGAGCGGGGACGACGCUCGCCGCCGCUGUCUGGACCUGGGCGUCCAGGUGGGCUGCCGCCGUCGCGUCGGGGACGUGCUGGAGUGGGCCAAGAAGGGCCGCAGCACCAUCCGCCGCGAAGACCUCAUCAGCUUCCUCUGCGGCAAAGCGCCCCCCGAGGCGCCACCGCCGCGCGCCCCCAGGACGCCCCCGAAGCCACCUGCCGGUGCCGCCGGCCAGGCUGCUGUCACCGAGUCCAACCCCUCUGUGGACGUCGACCUGCAGCUCUUCCACGAGGCCGCCGCGCUGCAUGGCCUAGAUGGCGCUGCGGCGAGCGUCGGCGUGCCAACAGGGGCGCCCGGCUCCCCGCCCCAAGGCAGCGGUGUCGCCUGCGGUGGGCGCACGCAAAGCAGCUUCCUCGAGGACGACCUGAACCGCUUCGGCUCAGAAGAACUGGGUCUUCACCUGGACAGUGGGGGUAUCCGAAAGCGCCCCUCGACCCAGCUCGGCGACUGCUUCACAGACUCCCCGUCCCACAAGCGCAACCGAAUGGUCUAACCUGCCUCUUUGGUGGCCAACUGCGAUGUUGCUUGAGAGCUAAGGGACUUUCAGUGUGCUUGAAGAAAGGACACUGAGAUUCUUCUUUCCCUAAAUUAAACAUUUCUGUGAAGUUUACCAAAAA